Messenger RNA from Paracoccidioides lutzii Pb01, 1599 nucleotides. RefSeq lists its product as hypothetical. The transcript is spliced from 4 exons. The record is from RefSeq and is a predicted model, not a curated record. The coding region runs from base 1 to 1599 and encodes 532 amino acids.
AUGGACGAAGCAGAUAUCGACUAUGGCGUCAGAGCACACUCAUGCAACACUUUGACUUCCGUCCGGAAAGGAAAUGGGAGCAGGAGAGCUCCCGGAUGGAUAAUUAGAGUAAUCUGCUGGAUUUGUUUCCGGCGUAUUGGAGGAGGUCAGAGCCUUGAAGAACAUUUUGAAAUCCCGCAUCAUUCAAAGAUUGCCCUUAUUCUGUUUGUCGAUAUGAUAUUCGGCGCCAUAUGCUGCAUGGUCCUGGUAUCUUUGAUAUCUACUUUUGCUUAUAAGAGGGAGCAGAACGCUUUGCUUUUCCGUCGGCCUUGGGGGCAUCUGAUAUUAAUCGGCUGCAUUCUGUUGGCGACCAUCAUAUUGACCUGUGCCACCAUUCGGGAAACCCGUGGCCUACGUUCACUUCACGGUCCUAACUCUAAAGGUAACUUUCCAGGACUGUUCCGUGGAUGGAUAAGUUUAUGGGCGCUUUCUGCAGGUUGCCAGGUCACGUUCUAUGCAUUACUGCUCUGCCUCAACCGCCCUGUGCGGCAGGAGCAAACUGGCACUUUCUCAAUAUCCUGUUCCGGCUUGGAUCAACGUUCGCCGUCUGCCCUCGAGAACCUUCGUGUGCAAAAAGCCGUACAUUUUCAUGGCAAAGAGUCCGGGAGCACCACGGAUGUGGACUCUACGCAUAGCUCGAACGAACGACACGGCCCUUUUGAACAGUGGGAGGUUGAUUGCAAGAUCCCGGAAACACUGAGCUCGCUCCAGGGGCCGAUGUCACACCCAUCCAAGGUCCGUUCUCCCGCAUCGGAGAACCAUACUCUAUUCUGGCCUGAUACUACACCUCCUAUAACCCCGCCAACGCUGGGGUUUUCAGCUGCAGCACCACAGACAACAGGUCGAAUCAUCAGUAUGCAAACGCUGCCUCGGAUCAGAGAUAACGGUUCCACAUGUUUGAGUAGGCCGUUUUCUCGCUCUAGGUUUCCUUUGGAGAAUAACAUUAUUCGGGGACAGGAUGAAAAGGACGGUGAGAACGAAAGGGAUGUACAUGAAUCAUUUUCUGGACAGUCGAUACCGCCUUUUGUAUUGCAAGCGGGUCUUCGAAGAAGUUUACUUGAUUACGAGAAUUGGACUACGACGGGACAUCAGAUAUACCACAUGAGCUACACGCCGCAUUUCAUUAAGCAGAAAAAUGACAUCCUGCCGAUUUGUUUGCUGCAUUCAUCCUGUCUAUUUUUGGGCGACGGGGAUCCUGUUGGAUCUGGAAAUAUUGCCUACAGAAGAGAAUCUAACAAUGGCAGCCUGCGCCGCCUCCUUCAGAAUAUCCAUACUACUCAUUUGAAUCAUUUCCCGCGUUCAUCAGUCCGUACAAGAAAGAGCGUCCGUGCUAAUAACUAUUUUGAAGAAGAUUGCUGUGGCGUGAUUGUUUUCAUCACCCGCACCCCCAGUAUUCCUCUCAGGCCCUCCCUCUUCUACCACGAGACCCGCUUUCUGCAAGUUGUCUGCAAAUCCGCCCAGCUUUCCGGCACGAGAAGGAAAGAACUUAAAGGAACCGUCAAGGUGGAAAUGAGCACUGCCAAACACGAGUCCCUGUGGCGGUUAAAAGCGCUACUGUAA